Molecule: messenger RNA, 4185 nt
Organism: Nanorana parkeri
Lineage: Eukaryota; Metazoa; Chordata; Amphibia; Anura; Dicroglossidae
Gene: DROSHA
Product: drosha ribonuclease III
Exons: 33
Coding region: 37-4047 (1336 amino acids)
Biological process (GO): regulation of gene expression; rRNA processing; pre-miRNA processing
Cellular component (GO): nucleus
Molecular function (GO): ribonuclease III activity; double-stranded RNA binding
Source: RefSeq, a predicted model, not a curated record
AUCCCGUGCUUUUGCGUCUAUUGCCUGUGCCUGGUCAUGUCGUUGCACGCAGGCAGAGGAGGACCACAGACUCGAGCAGGCCCUGGAGCUCCAGUGCAGACAUAUCGGCCACAAAAUGUAAGACCUGCUCAGAUGCAGCAGUCUUCUGGGCCGUACUGCUAUGACCCGCAAAGUACUCCACCUCCCACAUUUUCCAGCCUUCCUAACACAAGUUACAUGCCUCCGAGGCCAGAUUACAUGUGCUAUCCUCCACCUGUUGCCCCGCCUACCCAAAAUACAGUAAACCAAUGUCUUCCAAGACCAACUUAUCCCAUCAGACAAAGUUACCCGAUGCCACCUUGUUUUCCUCCUGCUCCACCAUCUACACUUGGCCCAGGAAAUCCUCCACCUUCUGCACCACCUGCGGCACAAGGCACCUAUCCUUAUAUUGCCCCCCCUCUUAUGCCACCACCACCUAUCAUGCCUCCACCAUUGCCACAUGUGGGUUAUCAGCCAGUGUACCCCUCUGGAUAUCCACCGCAGACUUUUCCUCCACCGCCACCUCCUCCUCAACCCGUACCUAGCUUUAAUAGCUAUCAGCAGAAUUCAGCUUCUUUUCAAGGCAGCAGCCACUACAGACACACAAGUCAUGGUCCAUAUCAGACAGAUAAAGCGCAGAGUGAUCACCGAACACAGGACAGAAGCAAACAUUACGAUGCUCAUCGACAUAGGGAAUACAGUCAUGGCGAUAGACACCGCUCUGAGAAGCAUGGUGAUCGAAGAGAUCGAGGAAGGAGUCCUGACCGUGCAAGGCGACCAGAUAGUAGUCGGCGUAGAUCAGAGUAUGAGUACAGUAGGACUCCUUUUCAUGGCAGAACUCCACCACGUCAUGGAAGCUAUGAGCGCAGCAGGUAUUUUGAAAGGGAGCGGCACAGACAUCGGGAUAGCCGAAGAUCACCAACCCCUGAAAGAAGCUAUAGGAAAAGACAAAAAAGCACAUCUCCUAAUAGAGAGCGUAAGAGACCAAGGUGGGAAGAUGAACUCAAGGAAAGCACUAUUGAAAGCCCCUCCUCUGGGAAGGAAAAAGGUUACUUCUCUAUAAAAGACAAAGAUUUACUGGAUGAAGGCAUGAUGGAAAGAGCUGAAGAGGAGGAUGAAGAUUUGUUAAAACCAGUGUGGGUUCGCUGUACUCAUUCGGAAAGCUACUUUUCCAGUGACCCAAUGGAUCAAGUAGGUGACUCCACUGUGGUCGGAACAAGCAGGUUACGCGAUUUGUAUGACAAGUUUGAAGAGGAACUUGGCAAGCGUCAGACAAAAGCCAGAGCGGCCAGGCCAGCGUGGGAGCCACCGAAGACCAAAUUAGAUGAAGAUUUUGAUAGCUCCAGUGAUUCUGACUGUGAUACGGAUGAUGAUAGCUGCUCCAGCAGCUCAGACUCUGAGGUGUUUGACGUGAUUGCUGAAAUAAAAAGGAAGAAAGCUCAUCCCGACCGUCUUCAUGAAGAGCUAUGGUAUAAUGACCCUGGUCAGAUGAAUGAUGGCCCCCUGUGCAAAUGCAGCGUUAAAGCCAGGAGUACAGGAAUCAGACACAGCUUUUAUCCUGGAGAGGAGUCGAUUAAAGCAUGCCGUCCCAUGACAAACAACGCAGGUCGUCUAUUUCACUACAGGAUAACUGUAUCCCCGCCAACCAAUUUCUUAACUGAUCGGCCCACUGUUGUAGAGUACGACGAUCAUGAGUACAUCUUUGAGGGAUUUUCUAUGUUCGCCCAUGCUCCCCUCACAAAUAUUCCCUUGUGCAAAGUAAUCCGGUUUAACAUUGACUACACAAUUCAUUUCAUUGAGGAAAUGAUGCCCGAGCAUUUCUGUGUGAAGGGACUUGAACUGUUUUCCUCCUACCUGUUCAGGGACGUAUUAGAGCUUCAUGACUGGAAUCUUAUUGGUCCAACUGCUGAAGAUAACAGGGCUGUGUGUCCACAAUUUCAUUUCAUGCCUCGUUUUGUGAGAUUUUUGCCAGACGGCGGCAAAGAAGUUCUAUCUAUGCACCAAGUGUUGUUGUACUUGAUUCGAAGCAACAAAGCUUUGGUUCCAGAAGAAGAAAUUGCAAACAUGCUCCAGUGGGAGGAGCUAGAGUGGCAGAAAUAUGCAGAAGAAUGCAAAGGAAUGAUUGUCACUAACCCAGUAAUGAAACCUAGCUCCGUUCGAAUUGAUCAACUUGACCGCGAGCAGUUUAACCCAGAAGUGAUUACUUUCCCUAUUAUUGUGCAUUUUGGUAUAAGACCUGCUCAGCUGAGUUAUGCUGGAGAUCCACAGUACCAGAAACUGUGGAAAAGUUAUGUGAAGUUGCGCCAUCUACUGGCCAACAGUCCAAAAGUCAAACAAGCAGAUAAGCAGAAAUUGGUCCAGAGGGAGGAAGCCCUUCAGAAGAUCAGACAGAAGAACACAAUGAGGCGUGAAGUAACAGUAGAACUCAGUAGCCAGGGUUUUUGGAAAAGUGGCAUCCGCUCGGAUGUCUGCCAGCAUGCAAUGAUGCUGCCAGUGUUGACCCAUCACAUCCGCUAUCACAAGUGCCUGAUGCAUCUAGAUGACUUAACUGGAUAUGUGUUUAAGGAUCGCUGCUUGCUGCAGCUUGCAAUGACUCACCCAAGCCACCAUUUAAACUUUGGGAUGAACCCUGACCAUGCUCGCAACUCUCUGUCUAAUUGUGGAAUUAGACAGCCAAAAUAUGGGGACAGAAAAGUUCAUUACAUGCACAUGCGUAAAAAAGGAAUAAAUACGCUGAUAAACAUUAUGUCUCGUCUGGGGCAAGAUGAUCCAGCCCCUUCACGAAUAAACCACAAUGAGCGCUUGGAAUUCCUUGGAGAUGCUGUGGUUGAAUUUUUAACAAGUGUCCACCUGUACUUCCUGUUUCCCUGCCUAGAAGAAGGAGGACUGGCCACAUAUCGAACGGCUAUUGUUCAAAAUCAGCAUCUUGCCAUGCUGGCUGAGAAACUGGAACUAGAUCGCUUCAUGCUCUACGCACAUGGACCCGACCUGUGUAGAGAAUCAGAUUUGCGGCAUGCCAUGGCAAACUGCUUUGAAGCUCUAAUGGGCGCUGUGUACUAUGAAGGUGGACUUGAAGAAUCAAAGCAGUUAUUUGGAAGGUUAAACAUUAAUGACAUUUUUCAACAUCUACAGGACCUGCGGGACGUGUGGCUUAAUUAUCCUCUACACCCACUUCAACUUCAGGAAUCUAACACGGAUCGACAGCUGAUUGAGACAUCACCGGUCCUUAAGAAGCUGACCAAAUUUGAAGAAGCAAUUGGAGUUGAGUUUACCCAUAUACGGCUUCUAGCUCGAGCUUUCACCUUGAGAACAGUGGGAUUUAACCAUCUGACCUUAGGCCAUAACCAAAGAAUGGAAUUCCUGGGUGAUUCUAUAAUGCAGCUGGUAGCCACAGAAUAUUUAUUCAUACAUUUCCCUGGUCAUCACGAGGGCCACUUAACGCUGCUGCGUAGUUCACUGGUGAACAACAGGACACAGGCCAAGGUAGCGGAGGAACUGGGUAUGCAGGAGUUUGCCAUUACAAACGAUAAAACAAAGAGACCCGUGGCUCUCCGGACCAAGACCUUGGCUGAUUUGUUGGAAUCCUUUAUUGCGGCACUUUAUAUCGAUAAGGACUUGGAAUAUGUUCACACUUUUAUGAAUGUGUGCUUCUUCCCACGACUGAAGGAGUUUAUUCUAAAUCAAGACUGGAAUGAUCCUAAAUCUCAACUUCAGCAAUGCUGCUUGACUCUGAGGACAGAAGGAAAAGAGCCAGAUAUUCCUUUGUACAAGACUCUACAAACUGUAGGCCCUUCCCAUGCAAGAACCUAUACUGUUGCUGUGUACUUCAAAGGAGAGCGAAUCGGCUGCGGUAAAGGACCAAGCAUUCAGCAGGCUGAGAUGCAAGCUGCUAUGGACGCCUUGGAGAAAUAUAACUUCCCCCAGAUGGCUCAUCAGAAGCGUUUUAUCGAACGGAAGUACAGGCAGGAAUUGAAAGAAAUGAGAUUGGAGAAGGAGCAACAAGAGAAUACGGAAAACGUGAGAAAAUAAAGCUUGCCAUUCUUACAGGAUCCAUUCAAACUCACUAGGGGCAACUGCCAUACAACAUCAUUCUGCCUGUUGUAAAUGUUUACAGAUAACUCAUGCUGUGUCCAGUUACACAAGUGAUUCAUGGACUGAGCAUUUUUU